AUGCCUCUCGACACGUCUACGUACUCGCUCGCUCUUCUCCGUGUCGACGGCCGGCGCUGGAACGAGCUGCGACGCCUGCACGCCCAGAUCAGAACACAAGCUGCCGCCGAUGGCUCCUCCUACCUUGAAAUGGGCCACACCAAGGUCAUGUGUGUCCUGACCGGUCCCGCCGAGCAGAAUCAGUCCCAGAGACGCGGUCAAACAAGCGGCGGCGGUGGCAGUGCCCGUGACACGGCCAGCAUCAACGUCAAUGUCAUGAUUGCCGGCUUCUCGUCCGUCGACCGGAAGAAGCGCGGACGCAACGACAAGCGCACGCAGGAACUCGAGAUCACCAUUGCCAAGACCUUUUCGUCCAUUGUGCACACGCACCUGUUCCCACACUCGAGCAUCUCCAUCUCGCUUCAUGUCCUGUCGUCGGAUGGCUCUCUCCUGGCAGCACUGCUCAACGCCGCCACCCUCGCGCUGAUCGACGCCGGUAUCCCCAUGUCCGACUACAUUGCGGCCUGCACCGCUGGAUCCACGUCUUCUCACUCUGCCUCGGACGAUUCCGCCGACCCAUUGUUGGAUCUGAACACGCAGGAGGAGCAGGAGCUGCCAUAUCUCACCGUCGCAACAUUGGGAUCCUCGGAUCGCAUCGCCGUCCUCAACUGCGAGAGCAGAUUGCAGGUUAGCAGACUGGAGGGCAUGUUGGUCGUUGGCGUGGAUGGGUGCAAGCAGGUCAAGCAAAUUCUUGAUCGCGUCAUCCGGGAAAAGGGCGUGCAGAUGAUCCGCGAAGGCGCCGUCGACAGGAGUGAUACCAUGGUUAUGGAUUUGGACGAAUGA
This is a messenger RNA of Emericellopsis cladophorae, 822 nucleotides long. Its product is annotated as Exosome complex component-like protein. The transcript has a single exon. The record is from RefSeq and is a predicted model, not a curated record. Gene Ontology annotation, cellular component: nucleolus; nuclear exosome (RNase complex); cytoplasmic exosome (RNase complex). Lineage: Eukaryota; Fungi; Ascomycota; Sordariomycetes; Hypocreales; Bionectriaceae. Bases 1 to 822 code for a protein of 273 amino acids. Gene Ontology annotation, biological process: U4 snRNA 3'-end processing; rRNA catabolic process; nuclear mRNA surveillance.